Molecule: messenger RNA, 7796 nt
Organism: Zalophus californianus (California sea lion)
Lineage: Eukaryota; Metazoa; Chordata; Mammalia; Carnivora; Otariidae
Gene: PATJ
Product: PATJ crumbs cell polarity complex component
Exons: 46
Coding region: 171-5945 (1924 amino acids)
Molecular function (GO): protein binding
Source: RefSeq, a predicted model, not a curated record
CCGGGCGGGGAGGGUCGGUGCUGGGGAAGGGCCUGCCAGGUGAGGCGCGGUCACCCUGGGCCGCUCACUUCCGCCCAGGUGAGGGAGGGCCGACGUCGAGCCCGCUCGCUCGCUCCCGAGCCUCCGCCGGACCAGGUUUCUUUAAAAGGAAUUGAAGACAGUCAUUCAAAAUGCCUGAAAAUCCUGGUCCAGAUAAACUGCAGGUCCUACAAGUUCUUGAUCGCCUAAAAAUGAAACUGCAGGAGAAGGGGGACACAUCGCAGAAUGAGAAGCUCUCUCUGUUUUAUGAGACACUAAAGAGCCCCCUCUUCAAUCAGAUACUCACGCUUCAGCAGUCCAUCAAGCAACUGAGAGGGCAACUCAGCCACAUACCCUCAGAUUGUUUGGCCAACUUUGAUUUUUCUAGGAAAGGUCUUUUAGUGUUUACAGAUGGUGCCAUUACUCAUGGGAAUGCCCAAAGACCCUCCAAUAAUUUGACUGUCUCUGGGUUAUUUCCUUGGACUCCUAAGCCAAGAAAUGAAGACUUCAACUCAGUCAUUCAACAGAUGGCGCAGGGCCGGCAAAUUGAAUAUAUCGAUAUAGAACGGCCUUCAUCCGGAGGCCUUGGAUUCAGUGUGGUGGCCCUGAGAAGUCAAAAUCUGGGAGAAGUUGAUAUCUUGGUGAAGGAAGUGCAGCCAGGGAGUAUAGCAGACAGGGAUCAAAGAUUAAGGGAAAAUGACCAAAUAUUGGCUAUUAAUCACACACCACUGGAUCAGAACAUUUCCUAUCAGCAAGCAAUUGCGUUAUUACAACAAACCACUGGAUCUUUGCAUCUGGUUGUGGCCAGGGAACGCGUCCACAGAAAAAGCAGUACUUCUACCAGCCUAAUUGAUACCACUCUGCCUGAAACAGUUCAUUGGGGCCAUAUUGAAGAUGUUGAGCUCAUUAAUGAUGGCUCUGGAUUAGGUUUUGGAAUAGUUGGAGGAAAAUCAAGUGGUGUGGUUGUGAGGACGAUCGUUCCUGGAGGAUUAGCAGAUCGAGAUGGAAGACUCCAGACAGGGGACCACAUCUUGAAGAUUGGUGGCACAGAUGUGCAGGGAAUGACCAGUGAGCAAGUUGCACAAGUGCUAAGGAACUGUGGAAACUCAGUCCGGAUGCUUGUUGCAAGAGACCCAGUUGGUGCAAUUUCUGUAACCCCUCCCACCCCUGCAGCCUUACCUGUUGCCCUGCCUGCUGUAGCUCACAGGAGCCCUAGUGCUGACAGUUCACUUUUUGAAACUUACGAUGUUGAACUCAUUAAAAAAGAAGGACAGAGUCUUGGGAUUAGAAUUGUUGGCUAUAUUGGAACUGCUCAUACGGGGGAGGCUUCAGGGAUUUAUGUGAAAAGUAUAAUACCUGGCAGUGCUGCUUACCACAACGGCCAAAUUCAAGUGAAUGACAAAAUAGUUGCUGUCGAUGGUGUGAAUAUUCAGGGUUUUGCCAACCAGGAUGUUGUUGAAGUAUUACGAAAUGCAGGGCAAGUGGUACACCUAACCCUAGUUCGAAGGAAGACAUCUUCAUCUGCUUCUCCACUCGAAUGGCCUUCAGACACAGGUGAUAGUGGAAAUUUUGCUGCUGAAAGACAGAUGCCCUUUCAACUGCAUCGAACUGCUGUAGAACCAUCGGAAACACCAGCCCGCUACCUAACUGGAGCUGUGGAAACUGAAACUGAUUUGGAUGGAGGGGAUGAGGAAACUGAAGAAAGAAUGGAUAUUCUGAAAAAUGACAACAUACAAGCCUUAGAAAAAUUAGAAAAGGUCCCAGACUCUACAGAAAAUGAGCUGAAAUCUAGAUGGGAAAACCUCUUGGGCCCGGAUUAUGAAGUAAUGGUGGCUACUUUGGAUACGCAGAUUGCAGAUGAUGCCGAGUUACAGAAAUAUUCAAAGCUGCUGCCGAUUCAUACUCUGAGGCUUGGCAUGGAAGUGGAUUCCUUUGAUGGGCACCAUUAUAUCUCUUCAGUUGCUCCAGGUGGUCCUGUUGAUACACUGAACCUCCUGCAGCCAGAGGAUGAGCUUCUUGAGGUCAAUGGUGUGCAACUCUAUGGGAAAUCUCGCCGAGAAGCAGUCUCUUUUCUCAAAGAGGUGCCUCCUCCCUUUACCUUGGUUUGCUGUCGACGAUUAUUUGAUGAUGAAGCUUCUGUGGAUGAACCAAGGAACACUGAAGCCCCUCUUCCCAAAAUGGAGGCUGACCACAGUGUAGGCGUUAAUACUGAAGAUGAUGAUGAUGGGGAAUUAGCACUAUGGUCUCCUGAAGUCAAGAUUGUUGAACUAGUAAAGGAUCAUAAAGGCUUGGGAUUCAGCAUCUUGGAUUACCAGGACCCUUUAGAUCCCACAAGAUCAGUGAUUGUGAUCCGUUCCCUGGUGGCAGAUGGUGUCGCAGAAAGAGGGGGAGAGCUGUUACCUGGAGACCGCCUGGUCUCAGUUAAUGAACACUGUUUGGAAAACACCACACUUGCUGAAGCUGUAGAAGUGUUGAAAGCUGUGCCACCAGGCAUCGUACGCCUUGGCAUCUGUAAGCCUUUGGUGGAAGAUGAUAAAGAGGAAGAAAGUCAUUAUAUUUUACAUUCAAACAAUAAUGAAGACAAGACUGAACUUUCAGGAACAAUUCAUGAUAUAAAUUCAUCUUUAAUACUUGAAGCACCCAAGGAAUUUAGAGAUGAACCCUAUUAUAAAGAGGAGCUUGUAGAUGAGCCGUUCCUCGAUUUGGGAAAGGCUUUUCAGUCCCAACAGAAAGCGAUAGACAACAGCAAGGAGGCCUGGGAGAUGCAUGAAUUUCUGACUCCUAGAUUGCAGGAGAUGGGGGAAGAAAGAGAGAUGCUUGUUGAUGAAGAAUACGAGCUAUAUCGAGAUCACUUUCCGUCCAUGGAUUUAUAUCCCUCAUCACACCUUCAAGAGGCUGCUCCUGUUCCCUCUGUGAAGGAACUUCACUUUGGCACUCAGUGGUUACAGGACAGCGAACCAUCUGAGCUUCAAGAAGCCAGAUCCAUGAGGAGUAUGUAUUCCCAGGAGACACAGCAGUACAGCUGUAGCGCUGGAAACAUGAUGAAAGAAAAUUUUGGCAUCGGUUCCACACCCUCCAUACCCUCAUCUGAAGGAGACAGUCAACAAAGCAGAUUUGAUGAUCUGGAAAAUCUUAAUUCAUUAACAGAAAGCAGUCUGGAUUUAGGCAUGAUGAUUCCAAACGAUAUCCAAGGCCCUGGCUUGCUUGUUGAACUCCCUGCUGUGGCUCAAAGAAUGGAGCAAGAUUUGCCCUUAUACCAACUCCCCAGGACCCGAGUUGUUUCCAAGGCCUCGGCAUACACAGGAACAUCAUCUAGAUAUACCACUGAAGCAUGUGAGUUACCUGAGAGAGAAGAAGGUGAAGGAGAAGAAACUCCAAACUUCAGCCACUGGGGUCCACCAAGAAUUGUUGAGAUAUUUAGGGAACCCAAUGUGUCUCUUGGUAUUAGUAUUGUUGGUGGACAAACUGUCAUAAAACGCCUGAAGAAUGGAGAGGAACUUAAAGGUAUAUUUAUCAAACAAGUUUUAGAAGACAGUCCAGCAGGAAAAACAAAUGCUCUUAAAACAGGAGAUAAAAUACUUGAGGUGUCUGGAGUAGAUUUGCAGAAUGCCUCGCACAGAGAAGCAGUGGAGGCCAUUAAGAAUGCGGGAAAUCCUGUGGUGUUCGUUGUUCAGAGCUUGUCAUCCACUCCAAGAGUCAUUCCUAGUGUGCAUAACAAGGCUAACAAAAUCACUAAUAACCAGGACCAAAACACUGAAGAAAAAAAAGAAAAGAGACAAGGAACAGCUCCACCUCCAAUGAAACUUCCACCUCCGUAUAAAGCUCCAUCUGAGGACAGUGACGAAAGUGAAGAAGAAUAUGCAUUUACCAACAAAAAAAUCAGGCAAAGAUAUGCAGACCUGCCUGGAGAAUUGCACAUUAUUGAGCUUGAAAAGGAUAAGAAUGGACUUGGACUCAGCCUUGCUGGUAAUAAAGACCGGUCGCGCUUGAGCAUAUUUGUGGUGGGAAUUAACCCAGAAGGACCUGCUGCCACGGAUGGGCGAAUGCGUAUUGGAGAUGAACUGUUGGAGAUAAACAAUCAGAUCCUGUAUGGAAGAAGUCACCAAAAUGCGUCUGCCAUUAUUAAGACCGCCCCGUCAAAGGUCAAGCUGGUUUUCAUCAGAAAUGAAGAUGCAGUCAAUCAGAUGGCUGUUACCCCCUUUCCGGUACCAUCAAGCUCCCCGUGUUCUGUUGAGGGUCAGAGUGGUACUGAACCUGUUAGCAGUGAGGAAGAUGGUAGUCUCGAAGUUGGUAUUAAACAGUUGCCUGAAAAUGAAAGCUCCAAACUGGAGGAUAUCUCCCAGAUGGCUGGUCAGGGCAUAGUGGCAGGUCACCAGAAGGCACUGGAGUGCCCAACUGACAAUGCUGUCAGCCAGAUGAAACAGCAAAAAUAUUCAACAAAAGUCUCCUUCAGUUCACAAGAGAUACCUUUAGCACCAGCUCCAUCGUACCAUUCCACGGAUGUGGAUUUCACAAGCUAUGGUGGUUUCCAGGCCCCUCUGUCAGUGGACCCAGCCACGUGUCCCAUUGUUCCUGGCCAGGAAAUGAUUAUAGAAAUAUCCAAGGGACGUUCAGGUCUUGGUCUCAGCAUUGUGGGAGGAAAAGACACACCUUUGGAUGCUAUAGUUAUACAUGAAGUCUACGAGGAAGGAGCGGCAGCCAGAGAUGGAAGACUUUGGGCCGGUGACCAGAUAUUAGAGGUUAAUGGGAUUGACCUGAGGAGCGCCAGCCACGAAGAAGCCAUCACAGCCCUGAGGCAGACCCCCCAGAAGGUGCGACUGGUGGUGUAUAGAGAUGAGGCACACUACAGGGAUGAGGAGAACUUGGAGGUUUUCCCAGUGGAUCUGCAGAAAAAGGCCGGCCGAGGACUGGGUCUGAGCAUUGUUGGGAAACGAAACGGAAGUGGAGUGUUUAUUUCUGACGUCGUGAAAGGUGGAGCUGCAGACCUUGAUAGGAGAUUGAUUCAGGGAGAUCAGAUCUUAUCUGUGAAUGGGGAGGACAUGAGAAAUGCUUCACAAGAGACAGUGGCCACUGUCCUCAAGUGUGCACAGGGGCUGGUGCAGCUAGAGAUUGGAAGACUCCGAGCUGGUUCCUGGAUCUCCUCGAGGAAGACCUCACAGAAUAGUCAGGGAAGCCAGCACGGCGCACACAGCAACUUCCAUCCCUCCCUGGCUCCUGUCAUCACCAGCCUGCAAAACCUGGUCGGCACAAAAAGAGCUACAGAUCCUUACCCCAAAAGUUCAGGCACAGAUAUGGGACCAAGGACCGUUGAGAUCAUCAGGGAGCUCAGUGAUGCCCUUGGAAUCAGUAUUGCCGGAGGAAAAGGAAGUCCCUUAGGAGAUAUCCCAAUAUUUAUUGCCAUGAUUCAGGCCAGUGGUGUGGCUGCACGUACACAGAAGCUUAAGGUUGGAGAUCGGAUUGUCAGCAUUAAUGGGCAACCUUUGGAUGGGUUGUCUCACGUGGAUGUGGUUAAUCUGCUAAAGAACGCCUACGGGCGCAUUAUCCUGCAGGUUGUAGCAGAUACCAAUAUAAGCGCCAUAGCAACUCAGCUUGAAAACAUGUCUACAAGCUACCACCUUGGUUCUCCCACUGCUGAACACCACCCAGAAGACACAGAAACACCUCCACCUAAGAUUAUUACUUUGGAGAAAGGCUCUGAAGGAUUGGGGUUUAGUAUUGUAGGGGGUUAUGGAAGUCCCCAUGGAGACCUGCCAAUUUAUGUCAAGACUAUAUUUGCAAAGGGAGCAGCUGCAGAUGAUGGCCAGUUGAAGCGAGGCGAUCAGAUUUUAGCUGUCAAUGGCGAGACGCUGGAAGGUGUUACUCAUGAGCAAGCUGUGGCCAUUCUAAAACGCCAGAAAGGGACUGUAAUCUUAACUGUGCUGUCAUGAGCCCCGGGUCCUAAUCACAAGAUAGAUGGUGUAGAGUAUCUGUAGGAAGAUGAAGCUCUGAGAGAGGAUGAAAAGCAGCCUCCUCUAGAAUCCACCUUCAUUUACCCCCUCACCCUCUUUGCUCAGGAGAGUCGGCAAGAUUUCACAUGAAUUGCCCAAAUCAACCUUCAGCCUCUUGGUGAGGUGAAUUUCUAAACCUAGAACGAGUCUUACCUGAUUUGCAUCCCACAUCCAUGUUUAUCCACUAGUAGUAACUGGUUCUGAUUCUAUUUGCUGCAACUGAAGUUAACCACCUCUCAUUCCUGUGCCCUUCUCUGCCCAUCCCUCCUCACUCAGAGGCUUACAGCAAGCUCACAUGUCCUCUGAUGAACAGAAACAAAUGUUAAGCAACUUGUCAUCUCACUCAUGAUUUACUUAUGCUAAUUGUCUCUUCAGGUAUGCCAGAAAACAUUAAUAGUGUAAUUAACUUACCAUUGAUCCCCAUGAUGAAACACCCAAGUCUCCUAUGGGAAAUUAUUGUGCUCUUUUCUGCACGACUUAGAGUCAGAUAUGUCUCAAAUUUGUUUCUCUGGAUAGAUCUUUAUAAGCUAGUCAUUGGUGAUUAUGAUGGGUCCAUUUGCAGACUAUAAUCUGAAAAUUCUGGAGGGCUUUCUAGUUGUUUUCUUGGCUACAUAAACCUAUACCACUGAGCAAAUGCACCCUUGUUCUCCACGGGAACAGUUAGCAUCCAUGUUCUGAAUUCUAACUUGCUAAAUUAUAUUCAAGUCCAGCAAGUUCAACUGGGGUUAAUGGCAUCUCAGUAGGCAGGCAUUAUUGCCUCCCCUUCAGUCUUCAGACAAGGAGGUAGAAGCCCUAGAACCAGUUUGCAGAGAUCAGUAAGUUUUCCCUCAAGUCAGAUGAGGUCUGGGUGGCCUUGGACUUGUGCAAAGUGGAGUGAAAAAUUUGAGCAUCCUUUCCCUUGGCUCCCUACUGGCCAAUCUAGCAGCACAAACUGUAGGAGCAUAGGGAUGGAGCAGCAUGCUUGGCCACCAAGUGACUGUGGAAAUGAACUCAGCCUAAGAAUCAGUGAGGGGGCUACUUGACUAAUGUUUCCUGAUCUUCAGGAAGCCCCUCAUUUGCUAAAGUUUUACAUGCUAAGAAAGCAACGACAGCAGAAAAUACAAAAAUACCUGUAAAGUUGAAUAGAGGCAUUCUUAUUUAGGUAUUAGCAGGAGGUGGGGGCGGGGAGAUGCUUAUCAGUUAAUGUUAUAGGUUCUUCUGUAAAAAAUGUACCAUGAAAGAUGAGUACCAGGAUCACUAAUAGAAGUAGUUUAGUAUCUUUGAACUAAAACACAAUGCUGCAAAUGGUUCACAGUCGUUAACAAAAUGGAAUGGGCUCUGAUUUAAAAAUGUUAUUUAAUAAUUACAGAUUUUAAUUGAGAAUUACGUUUGAGUAGAAGUAAUCACAAAGUGCAUUAACUCUUGUCGGAAUAUUUUGUGGUUAUUCCAAAGUAUAGAGUGCCUAAAUAUGUUGAAUAAUGUCUUUCAUGACUGGUAUUAAGUUUUCUGAAGUUACAUAUGGCUUUUGGAAUUUCUAACAUAUCCAAGACGUGCAAUGUUUUAGAAUCUUAUCUUUCAGUGCAUGAGAAUCUAUCAACCUCAGAAGUUCUGUGCUAAUUGUACCUGUGAGAACACCUGAGGCAGCCAAGAAGAAAUGAAGCCCAAAUAAAACUUGGAAAUGCACCUUAAAAAAAAGUGUGUGUGUCUGUGCACAUGCGUGUGUAUACAGACACACACAUAAGACUUCAUAUAUUUUGAAAUGUGAUUCUGCUUGAUUUUGAUGGAAUGGCCAUUAAAUGCACAUUUUGAAAU